AUGUGUUCGAAAACAACGUUGCGAGUAUUGCGGCAAACGCGACAAAUAGUUGCGGACACGUGCAUUUCAACGCAGUUCUUGCUCUCCACUGCACACGGACUCUUCCCAUUCAAAUACAACUCAGGCACACGACGUUUGACCAGCACAAAAUUGCUCAACUGCUAUUGGCCUCUGAUAAAUAUUGUAAUCGUGUUGAUCAUUCCAUAUAUAUAUAUUUUAAAGCCGCAAGUGAAUCAAGUACGUUUUAUCUACGACAAACCGUUGAAUAAACUACUCGCUCACAUACAUUAUGUGCUGGGAGUUUGCACUCUGCUCGUGAUUAUCAUAGCGAAUUCGUACCAUCGGAAGGAGCUCUUCAGCCUGCAUAACGAUUUGGUGAAAAUGCAACGGCGACAGCAGCGCUGGCAACAGAAGUGGACUGUGAAAUCGAAUAGUCAAAUCGAAGCGUUCUAUCACAACGCGAUUAUAGCCAAAAGCCUAAUGUCGCUGCUGCAAGCGGUGUCUAGUGUAGGCGGCAAACUGGCCAUGAAUACGAAUGCGUCAUUAGAGUAUGUUUUAUAUGUCUUUUUCCUGCUCGUCUUGAAGAAUGUGACACUCUUGACUGUCGCCAAUUUCCAUUUUGCACUACUCAAUAUCUACCGACAAUUGCAGCAGGUUAAUUGGAAUUUCCAAGAGGUAUUGCGACUAUGGAGCGUACGCGCACCAGGUGUGUCCAAUAUACCGAUUGAGCAUGUGACCGACAUCGCUUUCGCUGCAUUGGCGGAUGGAGCAAAGCAGCCUAAUGGUAGUAGGAGUUUUGGUGUGAGCGCCAUAGCCGAUUUGUGUCGCCAAUAUGUGCAGAUUUGCCGAUUGGCCAAGCGGGUGUGUAAGCAUUACGAGUGGCCAAUGCUGCUAUUUCUCAUUAUCAUCUUGUUUGGCAAUGUCAUGUCGACAUUCUAUUUUCUUGUUUACCUGGGUGGCAAGGUGGUACCCAAAGAAUUUUUCUCACCCACGCUGUUCCUGCAGUUCUACCUAAUCAAUAUAUUGGAUUUAUACUGUCACAUGCUUAUUUGUGAACGUUCUAUGGCGUCGUCCAAAGAGACGGGUUUCUUGUUAAAGGAAUUGACUCAAUUGAAAAGCUUGCCAGAGGGGCUACAGCAUGAAUUCGAAAUGCUUAGCAUAUUCAUGGCAGGCGAAACGGUACGCUUUCGCUUCUGCGGCUUGUUGGAGUGGAAUUUUCGCACUGGCGCCAGCUAUAUGACUGCCACAAUUUUGUACUUGAUUGUGUUGGUGCAGUUCGAUUACAAUAAUUUGUGA
Messenger RNA from Bactrocera neohumeralis, 1296 nucleotides. RefSeq names its product gustatory receptor for bitter taste 22e-like. The record is from RefSeq and is a predicted model, not a curated record. The transcript is spliced from 2 exons. Gene Ontology annotation, molecular function: sweet taste receptor activity. Lineage: Eukaryota; Metazoa; Arthropoda; Insecta; Diptera; Tephritidae. Bases 1 to 1296 code for a protein of 431 amino acids. Gene Ontology annotation, biological process: sensory perception of taste. Gene Ontology annotation, cellular component: dendrite; membrane; axon.